AUGAAGACCAAGACCCCCGGCAGCGCCACGAUCCCCCCCGACAGGCGGCAAGGCGCGACCGUCUGGCUCCAGCCUGUCCCCAACUUUGUCACACAGCAGAUCACGUACAAAUGGACUGACGGUGCGAACCGAAAGGUUCCACGAAGCGCAACAAGCCUUCUCCCAGACCUCUCAUGGACCCAGGCAAAGAUCGAAGCAGUUAUCAAACGCGACCACAAGGAACUCGAUAGGGUGGGCCGCCUCAACAUGAACGCUGCCGUCUACUACGCCCGGGAGCAGCUCCUCAGUCAUCUCAAGCUUGACCGCCGCGACGGAAGCCGAAAGGGUCACAAACGCUGCAAGGCUUGUAAAACGCGCGGGGUGUCAGACAUGCAGGAGUUUCAAGAGAUCCGCCUCUGCGGGGACUUCAUUGCGGCUUACAAAGAUCUCUCGGCUGGGUACUUUGCGCACGAGAAGCAGCCUCUUGUCGGCCCAUCUUUCACGUAG
Colletotrichum aenigma is the source of this 486-nucleotide messenger RNA. RefSeq lists its product as uncharacterized. NCBI's taxonomy places the organism in Eukaryota, Fungi, Ascomycota, Sordariomycetes, Glomerellales, Glomerellaceae. The record is from RefSeq and is a predicted model, not a curated record. The transcript has a single exon. Bases 1 to 486 code for a protein of 161 amino acids.